CCGCCACCCCUAGGCGCGCGCGGCCUUCCCCCCGCCCCGACCCCCCCACUCCUGGUUGCAGAGCGCACCCCCGCCCCCGACUGUGGGAAGGGGCCGGGCCAGCCGCCUGACGUCUGUGCGGGGUUCGGAAGAUGGCUGCGGAGCCCAGCACCGGGCAGUGGCUGCGGCGGCGGCGGCGGGCUGGGAGCGCGGCAGGCGGGGGCUCCGCCUAGCGCGUGGGGCGCUGAGCGGAGAGGCGCGGAGGCGACGAGGGCGUGCGGGGGGCUUGGGGGGGGCAGCUUGGCGUCGCCUCCCCGCCACCCGCCGCACCAUGGGCAGCGCGGAGGACGCAGUCAAAGAGAAACUGCUGUGGAACGUGAAAAAGGAGGUGAAGCAAAUCAUGGAGGAGGCUGUCACCAGGAAGUUUGUGCAUGAGGACAGCAGCCACAUCAUUGCUCUGUGUGGCUCAGGUGCUGGUUUUCUCUGCGGCUCAGGUGCAGUGGAGGCUUGCCUCCUACAUCAGCUGAGACGGCGUGCUGCCGGCUUCCUGCGCAGUGACAAGAUGGCCGCCCUGUUCACCAAGGUGGGGAAGACGUGCCCAGUGGCUGGGGAGAUUUGCCACAAGGUACAGGAGCUACAGCAACAAGUAGAGAGCAGGAAACCCUCAGCAGGCAACCAGGAUGCCCUGCGGAGACAGGGCUCUGCCGGCGGGAAGGCCCCAGCACUCAGCCUGCAGGCCUUAAAGCACAUAUGGGUGCGCACAGCACUCAUCGAGAAAGUGCUGGACAGGGUCAUGCAGUACCUGGUAGAGAACUGCAGCAAGUACUACGAGAAGGAGGCGUUACUGUCAGAUCCUGUGUUUGGCCCCAUCUUGGCCUCUCUUCUAGUGGGACCCUGUGCCUUGGAGUAUACCAAGCUCAAGACGGCUGAUCACUACUGGACUGACCCGUCCGCGGAUGAGCUGGUCCAGAGGCACCGUAUCCGGGGUCCCCCUAAUCGCCAGGACUCCCCUGCAAAGCGCCCAGCCCUCGGAAUCCGGAAGCGGCAUUCGAGUGGCAGCGCGGCAGAGGACAGGCUGGCUGCCUGUGCCCGUGAGUACGUGGAGUCCCUGCACCAGAAUUCAAGGACGCGGCUUCUCUACGGCAAGAACAACGUGCUGGUGCAGCCGAAGGAGGACAUGGAGGCCGUCCCUGGCUACCUCUCCCUGCACCAGGCUGCAGAGAGCCUAACUCUGAAGUGGACCCCCAACCAGCUCAUGAACGGGACUCUGGGGGACUCCGAGCUGGAGAAAAGCGUUUACUGGGACUAUGCCCUGGUUGUUCCCUUCAGUCAGAUCGUCUGCAUCCACUGCCACCAGCAAAAGAGUGGUGGCACGCUCGUGCUGGUGAGCCAGGAUGGCAUCCAGAGGCCCCCGCUGCACUUCCCACAGGGAGGCCACCUGCUUUCCUUUCUGUCCUGCCUGGAGAAUGGGCUGCUGCCCCGAGGACAGCUAGAGCCCCCGCUCUGGACCCAGCAGGGGAAGGGGAAAGUGUUCCCCAAGCUACGGAAACGCAACAGCAUGCGGACCAUGGAUAUGGAGGAGAUGGGCACCGGGCGGGCCACAGACUACGUGUUCCGCAUCAUUUACCCCGGCCACAGGCAUGAGCACAUCACUAUUAACUACCACCACCUAGCGGCCAGCCGCGCGGCCUCGGUGGACGAUGAUGAGGAAGAGGAGGAUAAACUGCACGCGAUGCUCUCAAUGAUCUGCUCGCGGAACCUCACAGCUCCCAAUCCGAUGAAAGAUGCUGGCGACAUGAUCGAAAUGCAGGGCUUCGGGCCCAGCCUGCCAGCCUGGCACCUGGAGUCCCUGUGCAGCCAGGGCUCCUGUCUCUUCUGCUCCACCCGCAGCUCCCCAUAUGCCACUCCCAGCCACUGCAGCUGUGUCCCCGACCGGUUGCCCCUCAGGCUGCUGUGUGAGAGCAUGAAGAGGCAGAUCGUGUCCCGGGCCUUCUAUGGCUGGCUGGCCUACUGCCGCCACCUGUCCACGGUACGGACCCAUCUGUCAGCGCUGGUGCAUCACAACAUCAUCCCUCCCACCCGGCCCCAGGGGGCCUCAGGGGGCCUCACCAAGGAUGUGUGGAGCAAAUAUCAGAAGGACGAAAAGAACUACAAGGAGCUGGAGCUGCUCCGGCAGGUUUACUACGGGGGCGUGGAGCACGAAAUCCGUAAGGACGUCUGGCCCUUUCUGCUUGGCCACUACAAGUUUGGCAUGAGCAAGAAAGAGAUGGAGCAGGUGGACUCAGCUGUGGCAGCAAGGUACAAGAGGGUGCUGGCCGAGUGGAAGGCCUGCGAGGCGGUGGUGAGGCAGCGGGAGCGGGAGGCCCAGCCAGCCACGCUCACCAAGUUCUCCUCAGGCAGCAGCAUCGACAGCCACGUUCAGCGCCUCGUCCACCGAGAUUCCACCAUCAGCAAUGACGUAUUUCUCUCUGUGGAUGACCUGGAGCCCCCACAGCCCCCAGGCACUGAAGAUUGCAGACCGGAGCCCGCACAGGAGCUAGGAGCAGGGCCCCUGGGCACCGCCGUGGUAGGACGGCAGCAGUCCGUGGAGUUUGACUCUCCGGACUCAGGACUGCCAUCCUCUCGCAAUUACUCCGUGGCCUCGGGCAUCCAGUCAAGCAUAGACGAGACGCAGAGCGUGGGCUUUGAAGAGGAGGAUGGCGGUGGGGAGGAAGACUCCAGCAGGCUGGGCCCAGCAGCCGGUGCUUUCUCGGAGCCCCCAGAUCCCAGCCAGCAGAAGGCCUCGAGGGCUAGCGAGCCGGAGGCAGGGGAGGAGCUGGCGGCCGUGUGUGCUACUGCCUACACUAUAGAAUUACUGGAUACUAUGGCCUUAAACCUGCACCGCAUUGACAAAGAUGUGCAGCGCUGUGACCGCAAUUACUGGUACUUCACGCCCCCCAACCUGGAGAGGCUCAGAGACGUCAUGUGCAGCUACGUGUGGGAGCACCUGGACGUGGGCUAUGUGCAGGGAAUGUGUGACCUGCUUGCACCGCUCCUGGUCGUCCUGGACAACGAUCAGCUGGCCUAUAGCUGUUUCAGCCACCACAUGAAGCGGAUGAGCCAGAACUUCCCCAAUGGGGGUGCCAUGGACACCCACUUUGCCAACAUGCGUUCCCUCAUCCAGAUCCUGGACUCAGAGCUAUUUGAGCUGAUGCACCAGAAUGGAGACUACACCCACUUUUACUUCUGUUACCGCUGGUUCUUGCUGGAUUUUAAGAGAGAGCUGCUCUACGAGGACGUGUUCGCUGUGUGGGAGGUGAUCUGGGCAGCCCGGCACAUCUCAUCAGAGCACUUUGUCCUGUUCAUCGCCCUGGCCCUGGUGGAGGCCUACCGCGAGAUCGUCCGCGACAACAACAUGGACUUCACCGACGUCAUCAGGUUCUUCAAUGAACGGGCCGAGCAUCACAACGCCCAGGAGAUCCUGCAGAUUGCCCGGGAGCUCGUCCACAAGGUGCAGAUGCUCAUAGAGAACAAGUAAUGGCUGCAGCCGGGAAGGGGCGGCCGACUAGAGCCCGGGCUCCGGGCCCAAGCACAGGGUGGGGAGUGGGGCAGCGGCACUGAGACUGCCAGACCCCCAGCCAGCCCUGCCUGCCCACUCGCUUUCCUAACAAAGUGCUUGUGAGCCUGG
Lontra canadensis (Northern American river otter) is the source of this 3646-nucleotide messenger RNA. RefSeq names its product small G protein signaling modulator 2 (gene SGSM2). The transcript has 24 exons. Lineage: Eukaryota; Metazoa; Chordata; Mammalia; Carnivora; Mustelidae. Gene Ontology annotation, molecular function: GTPase activator activity. The record is from RefSeq and is a predicted model, not a curated record. The coding region runs from base 311 to 3496 and encodes 1061 amino acids.